AUGGGCCGGGUAGGGAGUCGCCAGCAACCCGGCUCCGCGUGUGACGAGUGUCGCAAGAGAAAACUCCGUUGUGACCGGCAGCGCCCACAGUGCGGCACAUGCGCCAGCGUGGGGAUUCAAUGCCAAGUGAAUGACCGCCGAAGACCUCGACGUCCCCGCAAGGGCUCGGAUGUCCUGCGGAAACGCAUCUGUGCACUGGAACACUUGCUCUCCAACCCGCCUGCGACGACCUUACCGGUCAAAGCGCAGGAAAUCGACGGGAUGGAUGAGCUUCCAGUGCAUAGGGGAAGUACGGCAACGGAAGAUGAUCCACAGCCACCUUUACCACAACUUCCAAAUGAUUUCAAACAAAAUGCCCAGGUUGACCGGUCAUGCCAGACCGAAGUAUUUCCUGCCUUCUCGUCAGGGCCAUUUUCACCGUCUGCGGUCACGGUGUUAACAGACCUAAUGAAGCGAGACUUGGUUCAACUGUACUUCGACCGGGUCCAUCCGGUCGUGCCGAUCCUCAAUCAGGCAAAGACCUGUGCGUGGAGUCUGGACCCGUACUCCUUGAGCCAGUAUCAGCUAUGCUUGCAACAUGCCAUGUGGACAGUUUCAAUGGCGCAGUCUGCUCAGUACGACCAUAUCCGAGACAGGCUAUAUAGUGAGACCCGAGCAAUGCUCAAUGCACUGGACCUCGAGGAUAGUGCCAUGGGGGUCUGUCAAAUUGAGCAAGUUCAGGCUUGGCUCUUAUUAACCUUCUACGAGUUUUCUCGAACUAACUAUCGCCGUGGUUGGAUCACCGCUGGUCGGGCGUUCCGCCUCGUCCAGCUACUGCAGUUGUAUGAUCUCGACAAUCCGAACACGGCCAAGAUUGGCCCUGGGGAGGACUUCGUUGAACUAGAAGAGAGGAGGCGGACCUUCUGGGUGGCCUACUGCCUAGAUCGCUUUGUUAGUAUCGGCAACGGAUCGCCGUUGACGUUGAACGAAGAAGUUAUAUGCACUCGCCUUCCAUGCCGGGAAGUAGGAUUUCAGAGCGGUACUCCCAGACCUGAAUGCUUCCUAUCCGAGGCCAUAGCGUGUAACGAAUACCUGUCGCUCUCCCCCCUGGCGGAAUGUACCAUCUUGGUUACAAUUGCCGGGCGUGCACUGACCCAUCAUCGCGUGUCAGCGGUGGAGAGCGUGUACGGCAACAUGCCGCAGGAUUUCUGGGCCCGACAUGAAUGGCUCUAUAGUAUGAUAAGCAGGCGGAUCAAGAAUCUCGCCAUUGACUAUCCAUCGAUCCCCAUGAUCAUCGAUCCCAUGGCCAUGUUCACUUGUAUGGCUUCUCAAGCAUCAGUCAUUUAUUUGUGCAUUAUCAUGGAGUCCCUUGCAAAGGACGAAGCCUCCCGUGCGAGGAUGGUCCCGUACCAGGAGCGUGCAUUUCAUGCCGCACAGGAGAUUGCCCGGUUAGGCCGGGAGCACGAACGUCUGGGCUACUUUAAAACACACUUUUUUAUGCCCCUAGCCAUUUCCCUGGGUGCUAAAUGGCUUGGACUGCACACUGAUUUCCGGAUAGAGCACCCAGAGAGACCUCUAAUAGAACCAACUGAGGUGUCGUUGCAGGCCUUGCUCGGAAUCCUGCGGAGAAUGGGGGAAAUGAACAAUCUAGCCACAUACCAGUUGAGUGUCCUGAAAGGGCUUGGUAUAAAAAUUUGA
Messenger RNA from Aspergillus alliaceus, 1677 nucleotides. RefSeq names its product transcription factor domain-containing protein. Gene Ontology annotation, cellular component: nucleus; membrane. The record is from RefSeq and is a predicted model, not a curated record. Gene Ontology annotation, molecular function: DNA binding; zinc ion binding; DNA-binding transcription factor activity, RNA polymerase II-specific. The transcript has 4 exons. Lineage: Eukaryota; Fungi; Ascomycota; Eurotiomycetes; Eurotiales; Aspergillaceae. Bases 1 to 1677 code for a protein of 558 amino acids. Gene Ontology annotation, biological process: regulation of DNA-templated transcription; DNA-templated transcription.